Messenger RNA from Striga asiatica, 2576 nucleotides. The record is from the annotation of a GenBank genome assembly. NCBI's taxonomy places the organism in Eukaryota, Viridiplantae, Streptophyta, Magnoliopsida, Lamiales, Orobanchaceae.
GCAGGGCAGGGGGUUUUAGCUCAAAACCCGUGUCGAAAUAAAAAACAGCGGCAAGACGCGAAGGACGAGGCAAAAACCUCGGUCUCGACCAUAACUGCCCGACGACGGCGUUGCCAUCUCAUCCUCAAUUAACCACCGUUGCGUAGCUCAAUCUUCCUUCACUGCACUGCUGCUACUGAUAUUAACAACAUACAAGGCAGAACCCAAGAAGUUUUUAUUUUGUGGAGCAACUGUGAGCAAGCGACUAUGGCAGCUGUGCAGCUGAGUGGUGGUGCCGCGGUUUCUUGCUGUCGUUCGAGCAGGAGCAGCAAAUGGGCUAUUUCACCAAAAGGGUCUCACUGUUUUCUUCACAGGCGGAUAAAUGUCAGUAAUGGUGGCCGUGGUGACAUCUGUUGUCUGUCCUUGAGCAGGGAAAAAGGGUUAUUGUCUUGUCCUGUUAUUCGUCAUAGGAAACAGUUUUCCCCAAAGUUAAAUUGUCAAUUUAGCUCGGAUUAUGGUGUUGGGUCUGGUGAUGGGGACGAGAGCUCUGCCGUUGGGCUGGAACUUAAUCCCUUAAAGAAUUCCGGUGAAGGGACUGACGAGUUCAAUAGGGCAUCUUCAUCUCAUGUCAAAGAUUUUAAUGAUAAUUUAAGGGAAGAUCUUUCAAAUGCAUCAAAAUUGAAAGAUGUUAGGCGCGAUCUCUUAAUGCUGUCUUUACCAGCAAUUGGUGGGCAGGCCAUCGAACCAAUGGCGCAGCUUAUGGAGACUGCAUAUAUUGGUCGCUUGGGUUCUGUGGAGUUGGCUUCAGCUGGUGUCUCCAUAUCACUUUUUAACAUCAUCUCGAAGCUUUUCAACAUUCCUCUCCUCAGUGUUGCAACUUCCUUUGUGGCUGAAGACAUAUCAAAAAAUGCAGGCAGGUUCUCAGCAACAGAAAAGCUGCAGCUCUCCUCAGUUUCCACAGCUUUAACUUUAGCUGUUGGCAUUGGUAUAUUCGAGGCUAUGGCCCUUUCUUUGGGAUCAGGAACUCUUCUUGGCUUGAUGGGAAUAGCUCCGGUUUCUUCAAUGCGUGGUCCUGCACAACAUUUUCUUAUUCUGCGGGCGCUUGGUGCUCCAGCUUUUGUUGUUUCUUUGGCACUUCAAGGAAUUUUCCGUGGUUUCAAGGAUAUGAAGACUCCCGUGUUUUGUUUAGGUGUUGGAAAUUUAUCUGCUGUACUUCUCUUUCCCUUUUUCAUGUAUUAUUGUCAGUUGGGUGUUUAUGGAGCUGCCAUUUCCACUGUUGUCUCUCAAUACAUAGUUGCCUUCUUAAUGAUUUGGCAUCUUAAUAAGAGAACUGUAUUGCUGCCUCCAAAGCUCAGAGAACUACAGUUUGGUGAUUACCUAAAAUCAGGUGGUUUUCUUAUUGGGAGGACUCUUUCUGUUCUGCUGACAAUGACACUUGGCACAUCCAUGGCUGCUCGUCAGGGACCAAUAGCAAUGGCUGCUCAUCAGAUAUGUCUUCAAGUCUGGCUUGCUGUUUCCCUUCUUACUGAUGCACUUGCUGCAUCCGCUCAGGCCUUAAUCGCUGGUUACAUAUCUAACGACGAUUACAAGACUGUGAAGGACAUCACGCACUUCGUAUUAAAGAUAGGCUUCAUUACCGGCGUUUCAUUAGCUCUAAUCCUAGGUUUUUCGUUUGGUUCCCUUGCCACACUAUUUACCAAGGAUGCAGAAGUUCUAGGAGUUAUUAGAAAUGUCAUUCUGUUUGUUAGCGCCAGUCAACCUAUAAAUGCUCUAGCUUUUAUUUUCGAUGGUCUUCACUAUGGUGUCUUGGACUUCCGAUAUGCUGCGAUUUCAAUGGUUCUGGUCGGGACAAUAUCCUCUGCGUUUUUGCUAUGUGUUCCUAAAACAAUUGGACUUGUUGGUGUUUGGUCUGGCUUGACUCUCUUCAUGGGACUUAGAAUGGUGGCUGGAAUUAUCAGAUUAUUGCAACGGAGGGGUCCCUGGUGGUUCAUACAUGGCACUGGCUCUAAGCCCGAGGUGUCGGUAUGUUUAAACUGAUUGCUUUGCUUAUUGCUGGGUUAUUAUUUGCUGGCUUAAAGAAUUUUUUGGGCCCUUUAAAUUUUUCAAAUCCAAUUAACUCACUUUUUUGGGCAAAAUAUUUGAUAAACAAUGAAGCCCUUAAUUUCUGUUUGUCAAUUGGAAUUCUUGUGCGACUUUCAGUUAGUUGAGUGAGAAGAGAACACAUCAAAGAACGGCAAUAGCUCAUAUGAUAAUCGUGCUCUUGCAUCAUUCGGAUUUAUGCGUGGCACCUUAAAUUGGCAAGAACAUGUAAUUCCCCAUGUUUCGAAAUUUUAUAUUGGGUAGUUGUAGUUGUAGUUGAGAAUGGACUCUUCUGUACAGUUAGUUCAAGUCCAAACAAACUUUAUUUCCCUAGCUACUUGAAUUGAACUCCCUUUUAAUUUAUGUCCUCUUGGCAAAAAACGCGCAAAUGAAAAAAGAGUCCAGCAGAAAACACAAAUUCUUGAGUGAAAUGUCAUACUUUCGUUGUGUUGAAUUUCAGAAUAUGACAUUUUAGUUUGUAAGUAUGCAUAUUUGUUGAAAAAGUAUGGUUGUUUAGC